AUGGCUUCUGAGGCUCCCACCCUCGCUGGCUCUUCUGCCGACAGCCUGACGCCCGCCCAGCGUCUGGCCGAGAAGCACGACGACCACAAGCCCUCGGUCGAGGAGGUUGUCGACGAGGAGGACAUCAUCCACCCUCCUCCUUCGGCCUCUGCCACUGCUUCGUCGUCGGCUGGUCCCUCGACUGCCGCCCCCACUCCCGCCCCCGAGUCCGCCCCCGCUCCUGCUCCCAAGAAGCCUUCGGUCCUCGACACUCAAUCUGAGGAGCUGUUCCCCUCGCUCGGCGCCUCAAAGCCUCGCUCCUCUGCCGGCCCUUCACCCUGGUCCAAGAAGCCUGCCGCUGUCGCUAACGCCAACGGUCUUAAGAAUGGUCAGGUCGCCAACAACGCUCCCUCGCGCAGCUCUACUCCCGCCUCGGGUGUCGCUACUCCCGCUUCAUCCGCUGCUGGCUUCCGUGGCGUCUCGCUCCCAGGUCGUCACACCGAGGCCAUCUCUUUUGCUCCUUCCCAGCUCGCUCAGUCAAAGGAUCUCAAGAAGCCUGUCUCCGAGAUCCUCCGCGACAUCAACAAGCGCUCCAAGGCCAAGGUUGAGAUGAGCCAAGGUGCUGGCGGUUCUUAUGCCUUCAGAGCCACCGGUUCUACUCCCAACGACGUUCGUGAGACUCUGAAGGAGGUUGCCCGCCAACUCGGCUCCAGACAAAGCGUCAAGGUGCCCGUCCCGCUCUCCGUUCGUGCUCAUAUUAUCGGUCGUGGUGGUGCCAACAUCACCAAUCUCAGCCAAAAGACUGGUGCCAAGAUCCAGGUUCCUCGCCAGGAAGACACCGACACCUUUGACGACGAUGAUUCAGCCACCAUUGACGUUCUUAUCGAGGGAGACGCCGUUGCCGCCGAGAUGGCCCGUCAAGAGAUUGAAAAGAUUGUCAACGAGCGUACAUCGUCCAUCAACCUCCGUCUGAAGGACAUUCCUGCCGAGUUCUACCCUUUCCUUGCUGGUGCCCACAACUCGCGUGUUGGUGACCUCGAGAGCGGUCGUGACUUGAGAGUGCAGAUUCCUCACUACCACACUUGGGUCGAGCAGGCUCCUGCUCAGCCCGCCGCAUACCGCCAGCCUCCUGCUUUCGUGCCUCAGGCCAGCUUGCCCAUUCAGAUCGCCGGUGACCGCCUGGCUGCCAACGAAGCCCGUGCCCAGCUCGAACGUCAAGUUGAGCAACUUAAGCGUGAGCUCGUCUCUGACCAGGUCGCUAUCGAGCGUGGUCGCCACCAGUUCAUUGUUGGUGACAGAGGCACUUCUCUCCACGACUUCCUUGCCGAGACUGGCUGUGCUGUCAUCUUGCCUCCCGAUGCCGAGGACGACGAGAACUUGACCAUCGUUGGUCCCGCUGAUAGACUCGACGAAGGUCUGAACAAGGUCAUGGAGCUUGCAUCCAGCAUGGCCAUGGCCAGUGUUGAUAUUUCGCGUUCCUUCCCCAACGCCCCUCUCGGUGCUCAGGCUCACGCUCGCAAUGUCACCAAGUACCUCCAACAGAGACGUGCUAUCCAGGACCUUGAGCGUCUCUACAAUGCUCGCAUCGUCGCUAGCACUGCUCGUAACGGCCCCACUGCCUGGGAAGUCUACUCUCGCGAUGGCAAGAACACCAUGAAGGCUCGCUCAGACAUCAUGAACCUCAUCAGCGGCCAUCCUCCCACUCGUCUCAACCCUGUUCAGGUUCACCCCUUCUACCACCAGCACUUGCGCCAGUCUGCUGGUUCUCAAAUCCGCGACCAGUUUGGUGUUCACAUGGUUGUUCCCGAAGAGUCCGACAGCGACGACGAAAUUUUGCUCGUUUAUGAAGGCCCUUCUGCCGCUUCCGACUACCAAUUGCCAAGACGUCAACCUGCUGCCAACGAGGCUCAAGACUUCGAACGUGCCUUGAAGGAGGCUCAGCAGCACAUUCUUGGUCUGCUCAGUGGCCAGCAGGAGGUUGUUUCGCGCGACGUUGAAGCACCUUCCAAGUUCCAUGACAAGAUCAGAAGACACGUGGACCGUGAGCAAUCGAACCUUCCAUCAGGCCAAAUUCCCAUUCAGGUCCUGUUUGGCGGACAGGGGGCUCGCAAGGCUCCUGCUCAAGGACUCUCUGUCCGUGGUCCCAGCGACCGCGCUGAUGCGCUUGUCGAGAACCUGCUCGCUUUCAUCGAGCAGGAGAAACAAGACGAGCUUGAGCGUGGUUUCACUCUCACCUUCGACUUCCCCCAGAAGUUUGCCAAUAUUUUGAUCGGCAAGAAGGGCGAAAACAUCAGAAAGCUUCGUGAGGAGUUCGAUGUUGAUAUUCAAGUCAACGAUGGCAAGGUCGAGCUCAAGGGUCCUCAAGCCAAGGCCAAUGCUUGCAAGGCCCACAUUCUGGCACUUGGAAAGAAGCUCGAGGAUGAAGCUACUCACGUCAUCAAGGUCAAGCCUCAAUUCCACAAGGACCUGAUUGGCACAAAGGGCAGCAUGGUCAACCGUCUUCAAGACAGAUACAACGUCAGAAUCAAUUUCCCUCGCACCAACAACGCCGAAGAUAAUGGCAUUGCUGAAGGGGAGAACUCUCGCAAGUCGACUCAGGCCCCUGAUGAAGUCAUUAUCAAGGGUCCUAAGAGAGGUGCUGACGAGGCUAGAGAGGAACUUCUCAACCUCUUGCAGUACACCAUGGACACUUCUCACACUGCCACUGUUUCUGUCCAACAAAGUCAGGUGCCCAUGAUUGUUGGUCAACAAGGCAGUGAGAUUGAAAACCUCCGCCUCGCGACUGGUGCUCAAAUCGACGUUCCCAACACCCGCGAUGCCGCUGACGCCUCCGCACGCGUCGAGAUCAAGAUCAAGGGUUCCAAGAAGGCUGUCGAGGAUGCCAAGAAGCAGAUCGAAGAAGCUGCCAAGGUCUUUGACUCAACCGUCACUCGCACUCUCGAUGUUGAGAAGAAGCACCACCGCAACAUCAUUGGCGGUGGCGGCGCCAACAUCCGCAACAUCGUUGUCAAUGCUGGCGGUCCUGACGACAGACAAAAGCUCGCCCGCAUGGUGCGCUUUCCUCGCGCUGAGGCCGAGGGUAACACCAUUCGCGUCGAGGCCAACAAGGACAUCGCUGACAAGAUCAUCGAAGCCAUCCAGGCGCAGGUCUCUGAGCUUGAGAGUCAAACGACUCAGAUCAUCGACGUCUCACCCGAGAAGCACCCCAAGCUUAUCGGUCGUGGCGGCGACAUCAGAAGGAAGAUCGAGUCAGAAUUCAGCAUUCAGCUCGACAUCCCGAAGCAGUCUGUCACUGGUGCAGAGCGUUCGAGGGUCAAGCUCAUUGGACGUGCCGAGAACAUCGAGAAGGCCAAGGAGCACAUCGAGACUCUCACCAAGGAUGCUGAAAGCACCGACAUCCAGGUCCCUCUCAAGUUCCAUCACGCCAUUGCCGACAAUGGCCAAUUCUUCCGCCGUCUUCGCAGCGACCUUAAGGUGUCUGUCGACCACAAGGGAGAGCGUCCUCCUCAACGUCCCGAGGCACUGUCGACUCGCAAGGCUGGCUCCGGCAUGCCCUUGAUCACCGACGAUGCUACCGCCGGCGCUUCUGAUGACAAUGUCUCGUGGGUGGUCCACAACCUCCACGAGGGUGCUCCUGAAGGCGAAAUCACCUGGGCUUUGUCAGGAGCAUCUGCCGAGAGCGUCGAGAAGGCCAGCGCUCGUGUCAAGAAGGCCCUUGCCGACGCCCAGAAGCUAACCCACGCCGGCUUCCUUGUUCUCCCUGACCCCAGCUCUUACAGAAGAGUCGUUGGUCCUCAGGGCAGCACCAUCAACGACAUCCGUGCCAAGACCGGCACCAAGAUCCAGGUCCCAAAGGCUCAGAGUGGCGAUGAGGCCAUCGAGAUCACCGGUACCCAGGAUGGCGUCGAGAACGCCAAGGAGAUGAUUCUCAAUGCCAUCCAGGGUUGA
Molecule: messenger RNA, 3927 nt
Organism: Aureobasidium namibiae CBS 147.97
Lineage: Eukaryota; Fungi; Ascomycota; Dothideomycetes; Dothideales; Saccotheciaceae
Exons: 2
Coding region: 1-3927 (1308 amino acids)
Biological process (GO): nuclear division
Cellular component (GO): cytoplasm; nucleus
Molecular function (GO): mRNA binding
Source: RefSeq, a predicted model, not a curated record